GUAAAACAAGAAGAAGAAGAAGAAGAAUAUGCGUACUGCCUACGUAUUUCCUACAAAAUUUCAGUGUCUAGCGAACUUCCGGUAAAGUAUUCAUCGAUAGGAAACAGUGUGGUAGUGGUUAACUCUUUCUGAUAUAUUUCGAUUAACUAUCGACCACAAUUUUUUUUAAAUAAUAUUUAUACACUAGCUACGUUACCAUUAUAGUAUAUUCGAUUCAAAUUUAACGUUUUAAUAAUGAGUUCAGAAACCUUUAAAUACCUUCGGCGUGAAGGUUCAUCUUCUCUCUAUUGCUGUGUCCCGUUCUGUAAAAUGUCCUCAAGGUAUAAUUCAGUGAUUAGUUUUCACAGUUUUCCUAUGAACGAGGAAAUGCGCAAAAAGUGGCUUCAAAAUAUCCGUCGUGAGAAUUACAAUGUCACUGUUAAUACACGAGUCUGCAGUCGACACUUCACUAGUGAUGAUUUUAUUAAGCCCUCGACUCCCACAGCACGCCGACUGCUGAAGAAGGGCGUCGAGCCCACGCUGUUCCUGUGGAGCGACUCCACUUCAGCAACAAAGCGCAUCGGGUUAUGGAAGAAGAGACGCGACUCUCCCUUUAAAAAAGAACAUGUGCCUAAAUUCUUCCAGCAUCAGGAGCACGAUUAUUGCUCAUCUCCUGUCCAGGAUGAUGUGGCUUUGGAUCAGACCGAGCAUCUCCGAAAGGAGGUCGAGCGCCUGAAGAGACGCGUGGCUGAGUUGGCUUUCCUUCAGAGAUUUAGUUUGGACCGAUUUGCUGCAUCCGACGAUGACAUACGGUUUUACACUAGAUUUGCCACUUACAACCACUUGAUGGCGUUCUGGAGACUCAUCGAGCCUGCGUCCCACAGCAUGCUUCGUUUGACAAGAGCCAGGGCAGCAACAACCAGUGAAGAUGGAUCAUCAGGCAGUACAUCUUGUCAGUACCUGCAGCCCAUGGAUGAGUUUUUCCUCUUCAUGGUCCAUCUAUCAGUUGGUCUAACAGAGAGAGAUCUGGCCCACAGAUUCAAUAUCCAUCAGUCCUCUGUGAUUCAAAUCAUUACAAGAUGGGCCAGUUUUCUCUACGCCAUCCUUGGAUCUGUGCGCAUCUGGAUGUCUGAGGAGGCGGUCAAGGCUCACAUGCCAAAGGAGUUUCAAGACUAUCCAGACACACAUGUAGUGAUUGACCGCAUAGAGCUGCGUUGCCAAUCUCCAUCCUCUCUCCUGCUUCAAGGUGAAGGGUCCCAUUGCACCUACUUGGGGUUGAUUGGCAUGGCACCGCAUGGUGCAGUCACGUUUGUGUCAUCUGUGUAUCCAGGAUCUGUCAGUGACAAGGAGCUUCUGAAGCAGUCUGGGAUUGUGUCACUCCUGAAACCUGAAAUGGCCAUUAUGGUCAACAAAGGUUUUUUUAUAGAUGACUUGGUACCAUGCAAAGUUUACCGGCCUGCCUAUCUGUUAAAGAGGGAACAGAUGCCAGCUGAUGAAGUGAGGGAAACGCAGUCCAUUUCUCGGCUGAGGGUCCACAUUGAGCGUCUCAUGGGCAGGGUGAUGCAACACAAGUUGUUGGAAACGGUCAUGCCUCUUUCUGACACUGGGACCAUCAACCAGCUAUACACUGUUGCUUGCCUCCUUAUAAACUACCAGAACGGUCCCUUGUUAAAUGCCUGGGCAAAUGAUUAAAGACUAGACUAAACAUUUACUGUUGGAGGAUGGAUCAAAGGGCUGUAAAUGUAAAUAUAUACAUAAAAAUAAACAUCCGGAUAUAAAUAACUUUGGUACUAUGUUUCUGUAAGCCUGAAAAUAUAAAUAACAUCUGUAGUGUUUCUGUAAACAUUUAAAUGAUUUUUUUUUCUUUUGUUUGCCACCAUAAUGUAAAUGUACAUAUAAACAACUUUCAAAGUUA
Carassius auratus (goldfish) is the source of this 1894-nucleotide messenger RNA. RefSeq lists its product as uncharacterized. Lineage: Eukaryota; Metazoa; Chordata; Actinopteri; Cypriniformes; Cyprinidae. The transcript has 3 exons. Bases 235 to 1671 code for a protein of 478 amino acids. The record is from RefSeq and is a predicted model, not a curated record.